UUAUAUGCAGGUGUAAGUAUAGGCUUAUUGGUUUUAUUUGUGGGGAUUUCGUGGAUAUGUUUAGGGAUAAAGAGAAGACAAUACACUAAACUCAAAGAAAAGUACUUCAAAGAGAAUGGUGGCUUAUUGUUACUGCAACAACUUGCUAGUCAUGCAGGCACUGUGGAUACAACAAAAAUCUUUUCCACAGAAGAACUUGAGAAGGCAACAAACAGUUACCACGAGAGUAGAAUCCUUGGAGAAGGAGGCUAUGGAACAGUUUACAAAGGAAUACUACCAGAUGACAAAGUGGUGGCCAUAAAGAAGUCAAAAGGUGGUGCCCCAACCCAAAGUGAUCAGUUUGUUAACGAGGUGAUUGUUCUUUCUCAAAUAAACCACAGAAAUGUGGUGAAGCUACUAGGUUGUUGUUUAGAGACAGAAGUGCCUUUACUAGUAUAUGAGUUCAUCACCCAUGGAACUCUUUAUGAGCAUAUUCAUUAUAAAAGAUCAUCAUUGUCAUUCGAAUUACGAAUGAAGAUAGCAGUUGAAACAGCAGAAGCACUAGCAUACUUACACUCCUCAACUUCAAAUCCAAUCAUACAUCGAGAUGUGAAAGCAGAAAAUAUACUCUUAGAUGAUGCUUAUACAGCAAAAGUGUCAGACUUUGGAGCUUCACGAUUGGUUCCAUCAGGUCAAACUGAAAUACAAACUCUAGUGCUAGGGACAUUCGGUUACCUAGACCCUGAAUAUCUGCAAUCGAACCAGGUACCUGAAUAUCUGCAAUCGAACCAACUAACAGAAAAGAGUGACGUCUACAGCUUUGGAGUUGUCCUAGUGGAGCUACUAACAAGCAAAGUGGCACUUUCUAAGGACAGAUGCUUAACAAGCAUCUUUAUUUCUUCCAUGGAUGAAGAUUGCUUGAAUCAAAUUCUUGAUGAUGACAUUGUGAACGAGGGAAACAUUGAGACAGGAAAAAAUGUAGCCAGUCCAUUUGGAUUUUCAUGUAAUCCAAAUGGACAUUAUAGACCAACGAGAAAGCAAACAAUGUACUUACAUUUAAUCAAAAAGCUUUGAAUUAAUUCUUGCCAACUGAAAAAGAAACCCAAUUGCAAACUGCAAUUUUAGUCAGGGUUGGGGAAAUUUUCUAUCCACGUAUUGAAACAGAAUCAGAUUGAGAUCGAAAACAUACUAAUAUAACAAACAGCAAAAUAGAAAGUUCAAACCUUUUUCUCUAAGGAGACGCCGAGACACGGAGAGGAGGAGAGGAAAGGACGACGGUUGUGGUCUCCCGCUUGUUUGUUAAGGAGAUUUCAGAAGCAGUCUCUGUUCGUACUGGGCUGAUUGUGAGGAAUUGGGUUUGGGCUUUCACACACGAGGAAACAGUGCUUAUGAAUUGUUAAAUGUUUGAUACAGCGAAAAAGCCCAAUCUCUAUCCAUUCCUGAUACCUCUAAUCUAUACCUGCAUGUCAUACAUAUCUGGGUUGUUAUCCAAAAAAAAAAAAAAUACAACAUGUUUUUCGCGUGGUGAUAUUUACAUGACGACCACACGAACAACUUCCGGGAAAUCGAAAUUGCAGCAUAAUUGAGCAACAGUAACUCCUGUUUCCAUUUGCACGUGUGAAAAAUGGCUGGACGGAAAUAGCGGAAAGUAAAUCCAGCGCUGUGGUUAUUGAACCGCCGACUUCCGGGAUGAAUAUGACAAAUGGAGUUGCAUGGUAAUUGCACCUACUCGAUGGAAAUAAAAGGGACAACGACCUCGAUCAACCUUCAUGGACUUGAACCAAUUACAAUCAAUUUCAGUUGCAAUCACUUCAGCACACCUGAAUUUCUACAUUCUAAACCGAGCUCCGACCCUAGCCUGCUUGAUUUGGGGUCGUAGAUCAGAUCAUGGCGUUGCGACUCUCAUUGGUAGCAGUUCUGCUCCUGUUAUUGGUGGCUAGUACUACUACAACAACAGCAGCUGCUGCUCAAGCCCUGCCUGGUUGCUCAGACAAGUGCGGCAAUCUCACAAUUCCAUACCCAUUUGGCAUGGAGGAGGGUUGUUACCUGCGAGAAGAAUUCUUUAUCAAUUGUAGCAAUACCACCCAACCACCAACAGCAUA
Molecule: messenger RNA, 2081 nt
Organism: Rosa chinensis
Lineage: Eukaryota; Viridiplantae; Streptophyta; Magnoliopsida; Rosales; Rosaceae
Product: wall-associated receptor kinase 3
Biological process (GO): protein phosphorylation; cell surface receptor signaling pathway
Cellular component (GO): plasma membrane
Molecular function (GO): ATP binding; protein serine/threonine kinase activity
Source: RefSeq, a predicted model, not a curated record